GAAAUAUCAAGAAAAUCUAAAUCCAAGGAAUCACCAUGAAGGGACUUCUGCUUAACUUGGCGCUGGUGGUGCUUUGUGCCAUGUGGGCACAGGCUGAUGUACCUGUCCAGGCGGACUUCCAGGAGGGCAAAAUUCUAGGGAAGUGGUACAGCUUUGGUUUGGCUUCAAACUCCAACUGGUUUCAGUCCAAGAAGCAGAUGCUGAAAAUGUGCACCACCGAUAUUUCACCCACUGCCGAUGGGAACUUGGAAAUCACUGUCACUUACCCUAAGAUGGAUCGAUGUGAGAAGAAGACCAUGACUUAUAUCAAAACUGAUCAACCUGGUCGUUACAGCUCCAAAAGUCAGCGUUUUGGAAGUGAUCUUGACAUUCGCGUGGUGGAAACCAACUACAACGAUUUCGCUCUGAUGCACACAAUCAAAACCAAAGGAUCUGAAGUCAACACCAUUGUGUCCCUGUUUGGCCGAUCUAAGGAGAUAAGACCAGAACUUCUGGAAAAAUUUAAUACAUUUGCCCGUGAACAAGGACUAACCGAGGACCAAAUUCUCAACUUGCCCCACACUGAUAACUGUAUGACAGAAGCCUAAAAGAUUUCUUUAUGUUAUCACAAAUGUUACCACUAGAUGGUGCUCCUUAUAAUAUGGAUGUAGAACGCUCCGCACGUCUGUGUAUUAAUAAAGCACUGCAUGAAACGCUA
Molecule: messenger RNA, 697 nt
Organism: Bombina bombina (fire-bellied toad)
Lineage: Eukaryota; Metazoa; Chordata; Amphibia; Anura; Bombinatoridae
Product: lipocalin-like
Exons: 7
Coding region: 36-587 (183 amino acids)
Molecular function (GO): small molecule binding
Source: RefSeq, a predicted model, not a curated record